UUUUUUUUUUGGUUCUCCCUUCCCCUCCCCACUUUCAAUCUUUGAUUGAAUAGUUUUCAAACUUUGAGUUGACUUUUGUGUGUCUGCCUCUCUGGAGCCUCGAGAUCACCUUGCUUUCUCCACUUCUUCCGCUACCUUCUGAGCAAACAAACCAAACCGCAAACGGCCACGCAUUUUGCUUGCUCCCCCCCCCCACCGCCAGCACACUCACACACAUUCACUCACACACACUCACUCACACUCACACAAAACCAUGACCUCCGUCGCAACGGCCCAGCAGUACGCUUCGCGACUCUACUUUUCGGCGGGCGGCUGGCUUCUGCCCAAUUAUGUCGCGCGCCAGGCAGCCGACAUCUUUUUCACACCCCGCCGCUACACGCCGCCCGAGUUUGAGCAGCGACUGGCUGCAACGUCGACGGAUUUGGCACACUCGGAGCCAUCGCUCCAGGGAAUCAAGCUCUACUCGUGGGGACGAACCACCGACCCUGCCGUUAUUCUCGUGCACGGCUGGGAAGGUCGUGGCACGCAGCUCGGCUACUUUGUCGAGCCGCUCGUCAAGAGCAACCGCCGGGUGAUUGCCAUUGACAUGCCCAACCACGGCAAGAGCGUCGACGGCAAGGCCAACGCGGCCGUGUUUGGCCAAACGCUCAAGAAGGUUGCCGAGGUUGUUGCCAGCGGCGGCAACAAGGUCGAGGGCGUCAUUGGCCAUUCGAUGGGCGCGGGCGCCACGCUCGGCGCGAUUCACAAUGGCCUUCUCGAUGUGGGCAUUCGCAAGGUUGUCUUGAUCGGCGGGCCUGCCACCUACCACGAGGUCAUUGAGCGAUUUGGCGGCCUGAUUGGUCUGGCAAAUGCCGCCAUGCCACACCUCUUUGAGGAGGUCCAGGCGCGUGUCGGCCUGGCCAUCUCCACCGACCCCUUGACCCAUUCUCUCGGAGGCGCGCCGUUGGUCGACCAGGUGCAGCAUUCCCGGUUUUUGCUCAUCCACGAUCGCCACGACAAGGAG
Molecule: messenger RNA, 1003 nt
Organism: Capsaspora owczarzaki ATCC 30864
Lineage: Eukaryota; Filasterea; Ministeriida; Capsasporidae
Exons: 1
Source: RefSeq, a predicted model, not a curated record